AUGCAAGAUAAAACGUACUUAGACGAUGGUUCGCAAAAUUCAUUCCUAUACAAUGCCGAUUGCAUGAAUUUGCUUUCGCCGGACGAGAAAUUGUCAUUUUCGGAAGAAGAGAACGUAACUACGGACAUUGGCCAGCAGGAAGAAAUGCAAUGCAGAUGGAUGGAUUGUCAUUUAGUAUUUAGUGAUCGGCGGACGCUUGUUGGGCACAUUGAAAAGACGCAUGUGAAGUGUGGAAAAGCUGAGGAGUACUCGUGCCUGUGGUUAGGAUGUCUGAGGAGCAAACGGCCGUUCAAUGCGAGGUACAAGCUGCUGAUCCACAUGCGCGUCCACUCGGGAGACAAGCCGAACAAAUGUCCGUUCAAUGGUUGCGACAAGGCGUUCUCGAGGCUGGAAAACUUGAAGAUUCACCAGCGCUCCCACACUGGCGAGCGUCCGUACGGCUGCCAGUACGCCGGAUGCCGGAAGGCCUUCAGCAACAGCUCGGACCGUGCCAAACAUCAGAGGACGCACUUUGACACGAAACCCUAUGCGUGUCAGGUACCCGGUUGCAGCAAAAGAUACACCGACCCUUCGAGUCUCCGCAAACACGCCAAGUUGCACGGUCUCAGGUCAGCUUCAACCUCCAACGACUCCGUCCCCGUCGAACAGAAGAAAAUUCAACCCUCGCCUGAUGAUUUUAUCCCAAAACCUUAUAUGGAAAAUAAUCUUGAAAGUACCAGCUUAGAUAUUUUAGAUGCACUCGACAUGGAUGAUGUUUCCAAUUGCCUAUUUACCAUUGAACAAGAACAGGAGGAAUAUGUUCCUUUCGAUUCCGUGAGACACUUAUUAGAUGAACAUAUUGGUUUUCUCGAUAAUGCACUGGAUUACGAUGAAGCUAUACUUUGA
This is a messenger RNA of Ctenocephalides felis (cat flea), 885 nucleotides long. Its product is annotated as zinc finger protein GLIS1-like. Lineage: Eukaryota; Metazoa; Arthropoda; Insecta; Siphonaptera; Pulicidae. Gene Ontology annotation, biological process: regulation of transcription by RNA polymerase II. Gene Ontology annotation, cellular component: nucleus. The transcript has 3 exons. Gene Ontology annotation, molecular function: DNA-binding transcription factor activity, RNA polymerase II-specific; RNA polymerase II cis-regulatory region sequence-specific DNA binding. Bases 1 to 885 code for a protein of 294 amino acids. The record is from RefSeq and is a predicted model, not a curated record.